AUACUUUAUAAAGGAAGCGAAAUAUUUUCAGACAAUGGUAGUAAGUAGUAGUAUGUUGAGUAUUAAAUGUUUGAACAGUGCAACGUUUCAUACAUAGCCCAGCAAAUGAUCUUGUCCGGCUGUCAGAAUCAAACGCACCCUUAAAACGCCGUCGUUUCACCCAUAUUUUCGUUCACAUCCACUUCUUUAGCCCUGACUGAAGUGAAAAAGAAAAGAAGAAGAAGAGCUCAGCUAAUCAAAGUCAAAGAAAGCAAAGUAAUAAGCUUUUUCCCUCCCAGACUGAAAGAGAGAGAGAGAGAGAAAGCACUUUCCUUUUCAUCUCCAGUCUUCAAAAGUACUUAUUCUAGGAUUUGCAAACAGAGUAUCGCAGGAUUGGGAAUAUUAGUGUUUUGAAAUUCACGAGCUUAUAGAAUGGGAAUACUCUUACAUGUUAUAUGAAAAUUGAUUUAUGCACGCACAAUAUGGUUAAGGAACCGAAGCUUGUUAGUCAUUCCUUAUUGUUGUUGUCAUUAUCAGUUAGUGUACUGUGAUUUAUAUUGGACAUGAGAUUCUGCUGGAUGCUAAGACAACAUGCCAUUUCAUGCAGUAUUGGCACGCUUAGUGGAUUUAUAUCAAUUGAAGAGUUGGGUGGAUGCUAUAUGAAUAUCGAGUAACAAAUUUCUGAGCAUGGAUAAAGUUUCUUCUGACUGUCCAUACCCGGGAUGCUUCUUUUGUGUCAUGAAGGAAGGUAAUCCGAGCAAACGUAGAGCAAGCAUCUUGAAAUUUUUUAGGGACCUCCCUGCGCAGGAUGAUGAUGGUCAGGUUCUCCCUAUCAGUGGCCUUUGGAAUACUGCCAUGGCACAUCCAAAUGAUCCUGAGUUCAUUGAGUUGGGGAUAUUUGAAUGCAUGGCUGCACUUAUAUGGAAAGGUCUAAAGAAUCGUCGCUGGCUUUCACAUGACCAGAAUAUAUACAUUCCUUACUAUGCAGCACAUAUCAUUGGAUCCUAUACCAUGAACAUGGAAGAAUUCGCUGAAAACUCUGUGCACGCAGGGGUUAUUCCUCCCUUGGUUGAACUUUUGAGGGGAAGGUUAACUUGGGUUGAGCAGAGAGUAGCUGUUCGAGCUUUAGGACACUUGGCAACUUAUGGCAGCACCUUUUCUGCUGUAGCUAGUCAUGGUGAAAUUCUUGAACUUUCGAUUCAACUAGCAACGAGUUCACUGGAAAUAGUAUACUCACAUUUCUACCAAUAUGUUGAUAGAAGGUUAAGCUAUCACUGUGAUUUGCUCACACGCGGCAUGGGUGGGGUCGAAAUGGAAUCCAGGAAGGCAGAGGAGUGGGCAAGCCAGUUGCAGUGCUGGUCGCUGCAGCUCAUCAACUGUUUUGCUUUCAAACCAGAGUUUCUUCCUACCAUUUGCAAGCCUGAAUUCUUGAUAAAGCUACCUGGCAUGUGGGGUGGACUUGUUAAUGAGAAUUCACCAGCUGGUAUAGGUUUACUAAGAACAAUUUGUCAUCAUAAGCUGGGGAGAGGACCUGUUGCCAGCUGUCCGGGUAUGAUUGAAGCGUUAUGUAACAUUGCUCGGUCGUCAGAUGAUUGGCAAUACAUGGCUAUUGAUUGUCUUCUUUGGUUGCUUCAAGAUCCAAAUACAUGUCAUAAGGUGAUUGAUAAGGCAGUACCGACACUUGUAGACCUUGCUGAAAUCACAACACUAGGUGAUCACAAGAAACUUGGAGACUCCAUUGUUAAUGUUCUUCAGGAAUGUAUUCAGUCAUCAGGGACAGGUCGUAACUCUCUAAGCAGUCGCACUAAAGAAAUUAUUGAAGAACUAUUAAGUUCCAGACAGAGAUUGAAGUGGGAAAAGACUAUGCCCAAAGAGGAUCUCCAUAUUAAACAAGCGGCUGCACUAGUAGUCAAGCUUGAAGGAAAUUCUAUGUUCUCCUCGGGAAACAUAGCUGGAGCUGCAUCAAAGUAUUCGGAAGCACUGUCAUUGUGUCCUGUGAGAUCCAAAAAGGAGAGAGUUGUUCUUUACAGUAACCGUGCUCAGUGUUAUCUACUGUUACAACAACCGGUUGCUGCCAUAAGUGAUGCUACACGUGCACUAUGUCUUCACAACCCUCUUAACCGUCAUGCCAAAAGCCUUUGGAGAAGAGCUCAGGCGUAUGACAUGCUUGGUUUAGCAAAAGAGAGCUUGUUAGACGCCAUUCUGUUUAUAAAUGAGUGUUCUCAAUCAAAUGAUCCUGAUCUGUCACUGAGGCAAAAUAAGGUUCCUGACUAUGCUGAAAGAUUAGUCAAAAAGCAAAUGCGUGCUGCAUGGCUGUUUAGAGAGGCAGCCAUCAAACAUGGCGGUGUGCACUGUGAGGGUGAUGCUGGUGAGAUUUAUGGGCAAGAAACUGAUGAUUCUGAAUGGGAGACAGCCAGUGAAAGUGAUAUAGGCAAUGAUGGAAGGGAUGAAAUGGGUGACGACGAUGAUGACGAUGAUAGUGAAUGGAAGAAUGAGGGUGAGAGGAAAGAUAAAUAUGACAAACCAUCUGUGAAAGACCUAAAGCAUGGAUACAAUGUGCAGCUCGUUGAAGAUGAACAGUAGAACUCGAAGCUUAUAUCGAAGCAUGUUGGCAACAACAGAACGGGAAAGAUGAGCAAGGAAAGCGUUCAUCAACAAGUACCCUUUCUGAGGUUCAAUUGUCAAAUAUCCUCCCCUUUGUCAUAUAUUGAAGAAAAUGAAAGAUAUUUGUGUCAAAUUCAAACUUAACUUUUAUUGUGAAUUCCUUUUGAAACAUUAUUCCAAUUUUUUUUCAUGUUUAGAAA
This is a messenger RNA of Cannabis sativa, 2783 nucleotides long. RefSeq lists its product as uncharacterized. Lineage: Eukaryota; Viridiplantae; Streptophyta; Magnoliopsida; Rosales; Cannabaceae. The record is from RefSeq and is a predicted model, not a curated record. The transcript has 4 exons. The coding region runs from base 667 to 2562 and encodes 631 amino acids. Gene Ontology annotation, molecular function: protein binding.